AUGCGGAUGUCUCCAGUCUUCGCCUGCCUAGCCCUGGGCCUGGCCCUCGUCUUUGGUGAAGGGUUGGCCUCCUACCACCGCCAGACUCAGGCGGCCCGACUGACCACAGACUUUGGAGUGAAGGUGUUUCAGCAGGUGGCAUGGGCCUCCAAGGACCGCAACAUGGUUUUCUCACCUUACGGGGUGGCCUCGGUCCUGGCCAUGUUGCAGCUGACAACAGGAGGAGAGACUCGGCAGCAGAUCCAAGCAGCCAUGCAGUUCCAGAUUGAUGAGAAGGGCAUGGCCCCUGCCCUCCGCCAGCUGUACAAGGAGCUCAUGGGGCCGUGGAACAAGGAUGAGAUCAGCACGGCCGAUGCCAUCUUCGUCCAGCGGGAUCUGAAGCUGGUCAAGGGCUUCAUGCCUCACUUCUUCAGGCUCUUCCGGACCACGGUCAAGCAAGUGGACUUCUCAGAGGUGGAUAGAGCCAGGUUCAUCGUCAACGACUGGGUGAAGACACACACGAAAGGCAUGAUUGGCGACUUACUGGGCGAAGGGGCCGUGAACCAGCUGACGCGCCUGAUGCUGGUGAAUGCCCUCUACUUCAAUGGCCAGUGGAAGACGCCCUUCCCAGAGUCAGGCACCCACCACCGCCUCUUCCACAAAUCUGAUGGCAGCACUGUUUCUGUGCCCAUGAUGGCUCAGACCAAUAAGUUCAACUACACUGAGUUUUCCACCCCCGACGGCCAUUACUAUGACAUCCUGGAAUUGCCCUACCACGGGGACACUCUCAGCAUGUUCAUUGCUGCUCCCUAUGAAAAAGAGGUGCCUCUCUCUGCCCUCACCAACAUCCUGGAUGCCCAGCUCAUCAGCCAGUGGAAAGGGAAUAUGACCAGACAGCUCCGCCUCCUGGUUCUGCCCAAGUUCUCCCUGGAAAGUGAAGUCAACCUCCGGAGACCCCUGGAGAACUUGGGGAUGACUGACAUGUUUAAGCCAAACCAGGCGGACUUCUCGAGUCUCUCAGAUGAAGAGGCACUGUACGUGUCACAGGCGCUGCAAAAAGUCAAGAUCGAGGUGAAUGAGAGCGGCACGGUGGCGUCCUCCUCCACAGCCAUUAUUGUAUCAGCCCGAAUGGCCCCCGAGGAGAUCAUCAUGGACAGACCCUUCCUCUUCGUGGUUCGGCACAACCCCACAGGAACAGUCCUCUUCAUGGGCCAAGUGAUGGAACCCUGACCACGAGGGUGAAGCAGUCCUCAUC
Puma concolor (puma) is the source of this 1234-nucleotide messenger RNA. It is a transcript of the gene SERPINE1, whose product is annotated as serpin family E member 1. The record is from RefSeq and is a predicted model, not a curated record. Gene Ontology annotation, biological process: negative regulation of vascular wound healing; negative regulation of endopeptidase activity; negative regulation of plasminogen activation. Lineage: Eukaryota; Metazoa; Chordata; Mammalia; Carnivora; Felidae. Gene Ontology annotation, molecular function: serine-type endopeptidase inhibitor activity.